AAUUUAGCUUUAGCCCAGUGUCCAGCCUCUCCAAUAAAACUGUCGAGUUAGGGCUUUAUUUGGUGUAAUAUUAACUUAACUUCAUCUUUAUAAUAACUUCGGUUUAAGGUGGCUGGUAGCUUACAGUUCUAUUUGCAGUCCCAAGUUCCGAAAUAUAUUUAUGCCACCGUUAGCUAGCUCAACAUUAGCAGUUGUUUGAAAACUAUCUGUAUUCAUCCAGAGAAAAUGUCAACGGAGCAGAGGACGAGCUGGAUACUGACAGGAGCUACGGUCGCCUGUGUCACAGCUCUCUAUGUGCCCUGUGUGCAGAGGACUGUCCCCGGUGGAGACUCAGGAGAGCUGAUCACCAGUGCUUGUGAGCUGGGGGUGGCCCACCCUCCAGGAUACCCUGUCUUUACCCUACUAGCUCGCCUGGCCAUGUGUCUCCUGCCCUCCCUCUCUCCCGCCCACAGUGUGAACCUGAUGAGCGGCCUGCUGGGGGCCGCAGCCUGUGGGGCCCUCUGCAUUACUGUCUGCAGGUUAGCGGGCCCCGGCCCCGGAGCAGUGCUCGCUGGGGGGCUCUUCGCUGUGUCCCGGCUGAGCUGGCAGUGGUCCAUGGUGGCAGAGGUCUUCACCCUCAACAACUUCUUUGUUGGUGUGCUCUUCUUCUUGACCGCCAGCCUCCAGUGUGCAGAAAAUGCCACCCAGAGAGCAAAGAUUGCACACUGGGGCGCACUAUGCUGUGGCCUGGGACUCUGUAACCAGCACACCCUGGUGCUGUAUGUACUGCUCAUCAUUCCCUGGGUCAUUCAUCGCCUUCACUCUCUUGGGGAGCUUUCUUUACGUGGCCUUGUGUCUCUGGGAGUGUGUUUCCUGGCAGGCCUCCUGCCGUACAUCUACCUGCCCGUCUCCUCCUACAUCAACACCGCCCGCUGGAGCUGGGGGGAUCAGACCACCCUGUCAGGCCUGCUGACCCACCUGCUGAGGGCUGAAUAUGGCACCUUCAGUCUGGCAAAGACAGAGAGUUCUGUGAGCCUGACCUCAAUGCUUAAGGCCCAGUUGGACCACUGCUUGAAAGACCUUUCACUUCCUGUUCUGGCGCUAGCUGGAAUAGGCCUUCUCCUCUCCUCAUGGGACAGGACGUGUCGCUCUGUGUCCUGGCUGUUCACUGCCAUGAUGGUUGUCUACUCACUGUUUUUUGCCUGGAGAGCAAACCUGGACAUCAGCAGACCCCUCCUGCUUGGAGUGGUUGAGCGUUUCUGGCUUCAGAGCGACGCUGCAGUGUGUGUGCUGGCAGGCCUCGGCUUGAGCAGGACACACACCGAGCUGGAGAGGAGGCUGGGCCGGGGGGGGUUGUGGAAGACCACAGGCUGGGUCUUCACCAUGGCUCUGCUGGCACAUAUGGUGCACACCAAUCACAAGGAGUGCGAUCAGAGCAGAAACAGCGUGGUGGAGAGGUUCGGCAGGGAGCUUCUGGCCUCCAUCCCAAACAACGCAAUCAUCCUGACCAGAGGGGAUCUGCCCGGAAACUCCCUGCGCUACUUACACUACUGCCAAGGCGUGCGGCCCGACGCACGUCUGGUCGACCAGGAGAUGAUGACGUACUCUUGGUAUGUGGCCAAGCUGGCGCAGCACCACCCUGGGGUGAACUUUCCUGGUCGCUGGUGGGACCCGCUCCACCCUGUGGGGAAAGACACCUUCAGUCUGGAAGAGUUUCUGUCCUACAACAUACAUAGGCAUGUGGUUGCCUGCAUUGGGCUGCCUGAUGGAGACCACAGCUGGGAGCAUAGCUUCUCUCGUUGGCCCCUGGGUGUGUGUGACUACCUGGUGCCGGUUCAGAGGCACUUCCACCCUGAAAGGUGGGCCAACAGCACGCGCAACAUCUACAACUGGAGUGAACCACACAACAGUUUCCAUCCUGCGUCCUGGGAGCAUGUCGCUAAUGAAGAGAUGUGGCAAGCCAGGAUGAAGACGGCUUUCUUUCUGUUUGACCUGGCAGAAGGGAUGCAGGGAGAGGGGAAAGCUCGCCUCUAUGAGCUGUCUUACACUCUGUAUAAGGCGAUUGUGGAGGCCCACUCAGACUACCCUCCAAACUGGGACAAGAACUUGGCACUGGCCUGCGAGAGACUGCUCCGCUCAGGUCACCAGGGAUACAGUCCAGACAGCCUGCUGACCUUAGGCGCCCAGCACUUUAGUCUCUACUUAGAGAAGGAACCCACAGAUCCCCAGACCUCAGCCAUACGCUCGGCCAUUACUAGUUUACUUAAAGAAAGAGACGAGCUUCGCCAGAGCCGCAGGCAAACUCCAUAACGAGAUCCAGAGACCUACACGGAGCUGGAACAAUGAGAGUGUGCCGCGAGCCCAGCCGAAGUGCAAGGUACUGGGGACGGAGUCUGAGCCAUUGUGCCUCUUCUCCUGGUUUGAAGAUGGUGCUGUGGAAGGAUAAAAUGUUGGCUUAAAAGACUGGGCCCUAUUGGAGUUGCGAGUCAGAAGUUGCUUACGCAGGACUAUUGGACGUAGUUAUCAAGCAGCACAAUGGACGGAGAACUACAACUCGGCAAUGCUUCAUUUGAAGAACGUUUGCAUUUGAGCCUGCUUUCAAGAAGCCUUAACUGACCCCAAUCAAACUGUGCGUGCUCCCCUUAAAAUCACCCGUUCGAUUGCUUUAUCGUUACAUCUCUCACAGCUUUUUAACGUGCUGAUUAUAUUGCCUCAGCUCUACUUCUCUUUUUCUCACAUUAGGAUGGUAAGGCUGAGAUUGAGGGAAAACCAAUUUGGGGGCAGAAAUGGGGGAUUAGAGUGGCUGUUUAAUCUAGGACAGACUUGUGCUGUGCCACACAGUCCCCACUUCGCAUGACUGGCACUACCCACCCACCCAACCCUCUAUCCGCCCAUCAGUCUAUCUUAGAUGGUCUUUUAAAUGUUCAAAACUAAUGGAUUCGAUGAGUGCUUUUUCCCCUCUCUUCCUUCCUAACAGGAGGGAUGUAAUCCCUCAUGGAUUUAAAUGAAAUGUAAAAUGUCACGAUGCCAGGGACCCUUUUAGAGGUGCGUUUCUGUGUGCAUGCUUGUUUGCAUGUCGUCGUGUGUGUGAACAUGCUUAAAUCUCCACCCAAGCCUUUCCCCUGCCGGGUCAAUAAACAGAUCGGCACAUUCAAAAGGAAAGUACUUUGAUCAUCCUGCAAGCACAAAGUCAUGCAAACUCCAGGGACACACAAAAACACGCAUGACCAUCAGCCCCACAGUGUACCAGAACAUUAGCCCUGUGAGGGUUGCUUGAGAGACAUCGUAGCGUUCAACAGCAAGAGGACCAGAAACUCAGCUACACACUGUUUCCCUAAAUGCUGUUGCCAAGGUUAAUGAACAUUGUUUCACAGCAGUCAAACCUUUUCUAUAAGGUUAAUAAACACUACUGGAUGAGCCUGCUCUUUGAGACACCACUAGAAAGCGAAGGACAGUAGAGCAUGUGUGGUUUUCUCAGAAAGUCUGAACAGGCCUGGUUAGCCGCUGUCAGCUGGUCGGAUGAUGAGAUUCGACCUGCUGUAGCACAGAUGGUUUGGUUACCCAUAAAAAGGGAAAAUUGUCCCUCUGCUUUCUAAAUAUUCAAGUAUUUUAAUAAAGAUUCCGAUUUUUAUACAUUUUGGAGCAUUUUUCCCACGUUAGAACUUUUAAUGUUGAUAAUAUAUCCUCAAACA
Messenger RNA from Notothenia coriiceps (black rockcod), 3671 nucleotides. RefSeq names its product transmembrane protein 260 (gene tmem260). The coding region runs from base 226 to 2289 and encodes 687 amino acids. The transcript is spliced from 16 exons. NCBI's taxonomy places the organism in Eukaryota, Metazoa, Chordata, Actinopteri, Perciformes, Nototheniidae. The record is from RefSeq and is a predicted model, not a curated record.